AUAUCCAGUAGGUGGCAGUAAACGCUACAGAGGUUUCCAUAUGAAUCCACAAAAACAAACAGAGAGGAACUCAAGGCAGGAGUGAAGUUUUACUGUUUCAAAUAGAUGUUUACUUCUUUGAAAAGUCCAGAGUAGAAAGGGUAGAAAAGUUGAUGAGUAUUUUCGCUGGAUGCUUCAAUUUUAAGUCUGGAUGUUGACACCGAUUCACAGAGAUUCACAUGAACCAGCCUGAGAGCCCCUCCCAUACAGAGAUGAGGUCCACCCACUUUGACGUCUCUGGGCUGAUAAAAACUUGGGAAAUAUUCACAUCAUCCUAGAGGAGAAGAACAAACUCCAGGUGCAGCAGCUGAAAUCUGUCUGACUGUUAAAGAUGGAGUUUAUUAAAGAGGAGAUUGAAGACAUGAGUGAUGCAGAACCAUCCAGAAUAAAACAUGAAGAUACUGAGGAACAAACAGACCCGAUGAAAGUGACAGAGCAAAGACAAGAACUGAAUGAAGUGGAGGAGAAACACUGUGACUUCAAAACUCAAAGAAUAAAAGCCAAAAAGCUGCAGACCUGUGAUCAGCGUGGCAAAGAUUCAUCAAAUCUGAAAACACACCUGAAGGACCAUAUAAAUGAGAAACCUCUCUCGUGUUCUUUCCAUGGAAAGAGUUGCUCGCUGAUGGAAAAUUGUAAACAGCACCAGAGAACCCAUAAUGAAGUGAAAGAUCAUGUGUGUCGUGAGUGUGGGAAGAGCUUUGCUAAAGUUAGUCGUUUGAAACAGCACCAAAGGAUUCACACUGGAGAAAAACCUCACAAGUGCUCAUAUUGUGACAAGAGUUUCACUCAGUCAGGAACCCUGAAAAUACACGAGCGAGUUCAUACUGGAGAGAAGCCGUAUCACUGUACUCCGUGUGGAGAGAGUUUCAGAUAUAGAACUGAUCUCAAUUAUCACCUGCGCGUUCACUCUGGAGAAAAGCCAUUUACCUGUGAUCAGUGUGGUAAAGAUUUGAAAUCAUCAGUACAGCUAAAAGAACACAUGAAAAUUCAUACAAAUGAGAGGCCUUUUGCAUGUUCAUUUUGUGGAGAGAGUUUUGUUCGACUGGAUCAUUGUAAACGGCACCAGAAAAAACACACCGGUGAGAAAGAUCAUGUGUGUUGUGAGUGUGGGAAGAGCUUUACUAGAGCUGACAAACUGAAACAGCACCAAAGGAUUCACACUGGAGAAAAACCUUACAAGUGCUCAUACUGUGACAAGAGUUUCAAUCAGUCUGGAAACCUGAAGGCACAUGAGCAAGUUCACACUGGAGAGAAGCCGUACUACUGCCCUCCCUGUGAGAAGAGCUUUAGAUUUUUAAGAGGCCUUGAAAGGCACAUGAAAAAAUGUCCUAAUUUGUCACAGUGAGCAACAUUUUCAUGUUAGAACAGCCUAAAUAGUGUGAGAUAAACAUAAUAUUGAGUUUCUCUCAAAAGCACAAAAACAUUUAGUUUAAUUUUGUGAAUUUUGACUUAUACUAUAGAGUGUAGGAUGUUAGAGCGAAUCAGACGGCUAUAAUGUGAGCAGAACUGAGCAAAAGCAGAGGAAUUCCAGGAGGCCCCAAAGACAACAUGGAUGACCGUAAAUCAGAUAUGCUGCCUCCAACAAGUCUGGAGUGACACCAGCUAUCUCCUUCACAGAGGACGAUUGUUAAAUUUAGGCGGAUAACUCAAGAUUAAUGGUCGAAGAGACGACACAUCCGACUCUCAUGAGGAAAGUCAUGGGUUCCCCGCGAGGACAGAGAGCAAAAAAACCUUUUGACCUUCUUCACAGAACAGAACUCUCACUCUCAGAACCGCUUGCAGAAUGGCUGUCCUAACAUAUCAAAAAUGCAUAAAAUCAUCUGACUUAUAACCAAUCAUCAUUCCACUGCAUAAUGCCACAUCGUCUCUGUAACCCAAUCAUUUGACUAUCCUGUUUUAAUCACUCGUUGUUUAUGUGCAGUGCUUGAAGUGCGCAAAAAAGUGCCAGUAAUCCCCCUACCUCCUUUCAAAAAUAAAAAUACAAUAGAAAUAAAUUAUGGGUGCAAGUUUUUCAGUCUGGUUCUCAUGAGAUCACUUGGAGAUUUGGUUUGGUGCUCACACUGCACAUCGUGUGACCCAUUAAAUAUAACUACAAAAAUGUUAUUAAUAAUAGUAGUAAUAUAUAUAGUUUCUCUUUAUUUUUUUGGAACAAAAUAAUAAACAAAUUAAUAAUAAUUCAGACGUGUGGAAAACUCCUCCAACAUAGAGUACAUGUAAUGAUUGAUUUCUAUAAAUGCUUAAAUGUUUGUUUUUUUUAAUCUUUAAAUCUGAUGCUAAAGUACAACUACUCAAGGGUCUGUUUCCAUGCAAAAGUUAACUCGCUGCUUAAAAUCUUGUUUUAUAAUGAAUUGCUUCUUACUGAUCUUUUGCAUGUGCUGAUAAUAUACCGCAUUACCAAACUGCUCUGUAUUUCUAGCAGGAAAUAUGUUUAAUUCAUUUCAGCAUAACUGAAGUAGUUUAGUAUAAAUUAAGUCCUCUAUUUUUGAUUU
Onychostoma macrolepis is the source of this 2528-nucleotide messenger RNA. Its product is annotated as zinc finger protein 239-like. The coding region runs from base 371 to 1384 and encodes 337 amino acids. The transcript is spliced from 3 exons. Lineage: Eukaryota; Metazoa; Chordata; Actinopteri; Cypriniformes; Cyprinidae. Gene Ontology annotation, molecular function: RNA polymerase II cis-regulatory region sequence-specific DNA binding; DNA-binding transcription repressor activity, RNA polymerase II-specific. Gene Ontology annotation, cellular component: nucleus. Gene Ontology annotation, biological process: negative regulation of transcription by RNA polymerase II. The record is from RefSeq and is a predicted model, not a curated record.